AUGAAAGGUUAUGGAUCUCGAUACUCAAUAGGAUUAUUUUUUUAUUUAUAUACAAUCAAACAAGUCUUGGCACAAAAUGUUAUUUAUAAUAUUCAUGAUAGAACAGUUACAAUAUUGGAUGAGACAAAUAUGGGAGAUGUAAAUAAUUAUGUACCAUUGAUUGCAUUUUAUUCAACCGAUGCACCAAUCAUUGAUAGUGUUACCAAUAUAAUACCUGGAAUGGCGUCGAUGGUUACAAUCAAUGGAGAUCAUUUUGGAAAGGAUAGUUCAUAUGUUUUAAUAUCGAUGAAUGGAAAACAAUGUAAACCACCAAGAUUUGUUGGAAAUGGACAUGGUGUAUGUAAUCGACAAUUUGGUAGUUGUCAAUGUGACAGUGGUUACAACUCUUAUUUAGAUUGUUUAGCAGUAGUAACCCCAAACCAACAAUACAACACAACAGUUGGAGAUAAUGGUACAUCAACUCUAUCAACAAAUGAUACUAGUCCAGGAAUAGUUACCAAUUUUACAACUAGAAUUCAAUUAAGAGAGAUCAAUCUUGAUCAUUCAAUCAUUCAAACUAUAUCAAUGGAUAAUAUAACGUUGGAACUAUUGAAUCAUUCAUCUACUGGAGAAUCAAUAUUUAUUGGAACAAUGUAUAAUCAACCAACUAAAAUACAAGUCAAUGUUAAUCAAUACAUUGAUACCAACACCAGUUCAUUUUUAGGUGAAGAUAUUCAAGUACCAUCAAAUUCAAUCAAAUAUACAAUUAAAAUCAUUGAUUGGGUAUGGUCAUCACCUAUCAACACACUUCAAGUUAUAUUCCAUUCGAAAUCAGAUUCGGUUGUAUAUGAUAAAUGUGGAGUUGUGAGAGUUAAAAGUGAAGUAUCACCAGGUGAUCAAAUUGUAUGA
Messenger RNA from Cavenderia fasciculata, 888 nucleotides. RefSeq lists its product as uncharacterized. Bases 1 to 888 code for a protein of 295 amino acids. Gene Ontology annotation, biological process: sexual reproduction. The transcript has 2 exons. NCBI's taxonomy places the organism in Eukaryota, Evosea, Eumycetozoa, Acytosteliales, Cavenderiaceae. The record is from RefSeq and is a predicted model, not a curated record.